Messenger RNA from Closterium sp. Naga37s-1, 3807 nucleotides. The record is from the annotation of a GenBank genome assembly. Lineage: Eukaryota; Viridiplantae; Streptophyta; Zygnematophyceae; Desmidiales; Closteriaceae.
AUGGAGUCGCAGCUUCGCUUUCUUCUCGCACACGUGCGCAUGGGCCACCAGCGGCGCUACCAGACGUGGUUUGCCACCCGGUUUCUCGCCGCCCCGGAGAGUGAAUCCCUCGUGGCCGAUUUGAUUCGUUUCGUCUGCUGCUCGGUGCAUCCGACCAAUCAGGUGCUGCAAUCCGACGUGGUGCCACGCUGGGCGAUUGUGGGUUGGCUCCUCAAAUGCUGCAGAAGCUGCCACAUGGAGUCAAAUGCCAAGCUGGCGCUCUUCUACGAUUGGCUCUUCUUCAUGCCCAAGACAGACAACAUCAUGAACAUCGAACCGGCGAUGCUGUGCAUGGUCCAUUCCCUUCCCAAAUACGCCAUUAUGACCAACUCCCUUCUGGAAUUCCUCUUCCUCCUCCUAGACCACUACGACGCGGCGCAUAGAGACGUAAUUCUCCGCGGAAUUUCCGCCUCGAUCGACAUUCUGGUCGGCAAGGGAGUCGUGCAUAGUCUCGAGCCGCUAGCCACAAGCGGCUUCAUUCCGACGAAACUUCGUGAGCGGCUCCAGGCGCUUUUUCCCGCGCAUUGUCGGCUCGACGCGUCUCCCCAUCGGUACUUACCCCCCUCGCCCCUGCAUGACCCGCACCACGCGGAAAGAGCUUCGGCGGCGGUAAUACCUGGGGGAGGAGGAGGGGCAGUGGGGAGAGGGGGCCAAGCGCGGGGGAGCGGGGCUUUGGUGAAGUCUCCAAGCCCUUCACCCCCGCAUUUGGCAGCGGAAAGGGACAGCAUGGGGAAUUUUGUUGGCAGUGGAGCGGGGAUAAGGGCGGCGGAGGAGCAUCGGGGGAAGGAAGGGCAGGUGGCGGAAACGGGGGAAAUAGGCGCAGGCGUUGGCGCAAGCCGUCCAGUGGAUGGUUCUUCUGCCGCCGCCGCCGCCGCCGCCGCCAGGAAGGAGCCGAUUGACGCAAGCGGGUCCAUCGCUGGCGCAGGGGCUGGGGAAGAUGCGGAAAUGGGGGAGGCUAGCGCUGCAGGGGAAGACCAGGCUGGCGGAAAAGGCCCUGGCGGAGCGGGGAAACGGAGGAAGUCUCCGGAGGGCGCUGAGAUGGAACUAGGGGAGCGCGUGGGAGGGGAGAGCGAGGUGGCGGAGGGAGGGAGUGGUAAAAGCGAGCGGAAGAGGAAGAGGGAGGAGAAGGAAGAGGGGGAGGAGGAGGCGGUGGAUGAAGGGGAUGUGGAGGCUGGGGAGUUGGAGGGAGGGGAGGUGGUUGAGGAGGAAGGGAAAGGAGAGCAGAGCGAGGAGAGAGAGGGCAUGGACGGGGAUAUGAAGGCCAUAGAGGGAAUGAUAAAGGGUAUGGAAGGAGCUGCGGCGGUAGGGGACAGGGCGAAGGUCAUUGGAGGGUUUGAGGCGUUCCUGGUGGCUUUAAGAGGAGAGUACCCGGGGAGAGAGGGUGGCGGGCGGAAGGCGCAGGGGGGAACCGACGGGAACGUGCACGGGGAAGCUGAGGGGAAUGCGUACGGGAAAGCGGAAGGCGGGCAGGAGAAGGAAAAAGAGGGCAAACGGGGAACGGUUGGGACGGCAGGGAGAGCGAGGGAUGGGCGGCAUGUGAUGAAAGAGGAGCAGCAGGAUGAGGAAGACGCGGGGUUGGACGAGGAACGAUCUGACAGGAGCGUCGACUCGGAUGUGACUACAGAGAGAGAGACUACAGAGGGGGAGACGAUGAGUGAUGCAUGCGAGGAUGGCAGGAAAGAGGAGGAAGCAACGGCGACAGCAGCAGAAGCAGCAGCCGACGGGGCAGGUGAAGCAGCCAGGAACGACAGCAGCAGCAGCAACCGACGGGGAGUCAAGGGAGUUAGUCGGUUGAACGAGCUGCUGCUGCCGCUACCCCGCCUUCCUGCCACCGUGGGAGCUUUGGAAGGUGCUUCUAGGGACGGUGUCACUGGGAACGAUGCUUUUGGGAAUGAGGCUGCUACUGGGAAGGAUGCUUCUGGCUGUGGUGUUUCUGAGGACGGUGCAUCUGGGAACGGUGUAUCUGCUGGUGCAGCUGGUGUGAAGGCGAGGCUUGGAACGCCAUACCCGUUAGAAGGCGCCGCGUUAUCAAACUGGACGUCAACGUUGAUGGUUCUGCACGAGUAUGUGGUGCAGAAUGAGUGGUUGCGGAGAGAAUGGAGGGCGGUUGGUGGUGGGGAGAAUGGGGAAGAGAACGAGGGGGAGCAGAGAGAAGAGGCGAAUGCGAUGGACACUACAGGAGGAAAGAAGGGCCAGAGGAGUGGAAAAGGAAAAGAAGAUGGGGAGGACGAGCAGGAAGGUGAGGGGAGUGACAAGAAAAAUGAUGAAUAUGGCGGGAGUGACUUGAACUUCUUGUUGCCAGUAGAGGAGCUGCUUAUAUCGUGGCAUGAUAUGGGUAAGCCGGUUACUGCCUGGUUGCUCUGCGUGGGUGCAGCAGCAGCGGAGAAAGAGCAACUGAGUGAGGCCAAUGCUCUUGCAGCAGCAGCAGCUAGGGUAACGAACGACAGAGAGAAUACACCACCUGGUCUGGAAGUUGCCUCUGGCAGAGAAGAGAGUGGGGGGCAGCGAGGGGGCUCUAGGGGAAAGCCAGUGGCGGAAUGUGUGGGGCAGCAGGGGGAGAAGGAAGGCUUGGGGAAUGGAAACAAGAGGGUGUCAGCAGAGGUGGUUUUUGGUCUGUAUGAGCGGCUGGCUGGGCUGUGCUGGGGGCGAGAUGAGGAGGGGAGCAAUGAGGAGGAGGAUGCGAAGGAUGAGGGAAGGGAUGAGGGGAGGGAUGAGGGGAGGGAUGAAGGAAGAGAUGAUGGAAGCGGCAUGGAGAAAGAUGGAGGUGGAGAUGGGGGGGAUGGGCGUAAGGGCGGAUUGGUGGGCAAGGGAAAGAAAGGAGGCAUUGAUGCAGGCAGGCAGGCUUUGUCAGCAGGAGCAGCAGCAGCAGGAGAAGAAGGAGCAGCUCCAGAGACCAAAGCAGAGAGAGAGACAGGAGCGGACAAAGUGACAGCAAGGAAGAGUGAAGCAUUUGCAAUUGGGAGGAGUAAGGAGGUGAGGGAAUGUAACCAGCAACAGGAGCUCCUGGAAAAGCAGAGGAAGCAGCAGCAGCAGGCGUUCAUGUUGGUGGUCGGGGACAGUUGGUCCUGGGACGGGCAGGAGCAGCAGUGGUUGUGGCAGUUGGCAGCUGCUGAGGCUGUUGGUUGGAGCAACACAAGUGAAGGGGUUGUGGGAGAGGAAUCGGAGGACUUUGUGGAUUCAGAGCAGCAGCAGCAGAAGGAGGCACAGCAGCAGGAGGAAGAGGUUCCCCUUCCGUUGCUUCUUCUACAAGCUAGUUCUGCUGCUGCUGCUGCUGCUGCUGCUCCCAGCAGCAAUCCUUCUGCUGAUACCAGCGACGUUCCCACCAGCAAGUCUGCUUCCUCUCCUACCAACCGCAGCACAUGGGAAGGGCCAAGCUGUGAGGCACUCUCAGGUCUGGAGAUGCUGCUGCUGCAAGCAACCCCAUCCGACCCCCUCCUCUCUACACUCCUCUCCCUUCCUGCUGACCGCUUCGGCAGAUUGCCUUGCUCUGUGCUUCGGGCAUGGGCUUUGAAGGACCCGCAUGGUUUGUGCUCUGUUUUGAGAGUUUAUGGAAUGGAAAAGGGAGCCGAGGAGCAGCAGAAAAAUGUUUCGGAAGGGGGGAAGCUCAUUCUUAGCAGUGGAAACGGAGGAACCUCGCCGAGGGGUAGUUUGUUGAGCUUGCUAACAGCUCUUGACAUAUUAGAGCAGCAGACUGACUGUAGGGGGGGAAAGGGGAAAGGGGCUUACAGGGAGCUCUCUAAGUGCAUCACUGAGCUGCUGUCAAGCUGA